AUGGCGAUGUGCAAUGUUUACUCUCUUGAAGAUCCUGCCUGUCAUCUCGUAAUGGCAAAAAAUGGAGCUGUCCAUGUCAUUGCUAUGGAAGGAUCUGAUGAUUUGUUUGUAGGCAAUUGUAACAGCACGGGAGAGUCAGAAACAGAUGAUCGGGUUUUUCAGCAUCUAACCUGCAUGGAUUCCAGGGAUCUGUUGUUUGGACAGAGUGACUCUCCCUCAGCCUUGCCCAUCUCAGUACGUCUCUUGGGCAGUUCUCCAUCAUUGGCUGUGCCUGCAUGGCCACCCCAACUGCAGCCUCACUCCACAGAGGAGCUCUACCUGGCAGAUCAAACCAGGCAGCCACUAGGAGGGCCCAGUGUGCAGAUGAUGAUUGUUGCCAGCCAGUCAGAAAAUGGGCAGGUGCUGCAUGUCAUUCCUUCUGCCCAGCCAGGAAUGGCCCAAGUGAUUAUUCCUCAAGGUCAACUUCUGGAUGUGACCAGCACGCAGGAUGUUUCAGAAGAGAAGUGUGGUGAUGGGAACUUGCAGACUGUGGCAGUGGCUGCUGUAGCAGAUAGUGCAAGCAGUUACAUUCUACAUCCACAGGCAUCUCCCACCAUACCAAAAAAACCAGCCACCAGGGUAGUGGAAGAUCCUUUCUUCAUCCCUCUCCAGCCAUUGCUGUCAAAUACGCCUGCAUGGGCACGCCGUCUCAGGAACUGCGAGAAAAUUGGGGACUCGUACCGCGGCUAUUGCAUGAGCGAGACAGAAUUAGAGUGUGUUCUAACGCUACACAAGCAGCAAACACAAAGUGUGUGGGGGACACGCCAGUCUCCAAGCCCAGCCAAACCUGCCACACGGUUGAUGUGGAAAUCUCAGUAUGUCCCAUAUGAUGGGAUCCCCUUUGUCAAUGCAGGUAACUAA
Mesitornis unicolor (brown roatelo) is the source of this 900-nucleotide messenger RNA. Its product is annotated as calcium-responsive transcription factor-like. The transcript is spliced from 7 exons. Gene Ontology annotation, molecular function: RNA polymerase II cis-regulatory region sequence-specific DNA binding; DNA-binding transcription factor activity, RNA polymerase II-specific. Gene Ontology annotation, cellular component: nucleus. Lineage: Eukaryota; Metazoa; Chordata; Aves; Mesitornithiformes; Mesitornithidae. The record is from RefSeq and is a predicted model, not a curated record. Bases 1 to 900 code for a protein of 299 amino acids. Gene Ontology annotation, biological process: regulation of transcription by RNA polymerase II.